This is a messenger RNA of Hyla sarda, 1856 nucleotides long. Its product is annotated as perforin-1-like. NCBI's taxonomy places the organism in Eukaryota, Metazoa, Chordata, Amphibia, Anura, Hylidae. The coding region runs from base 50 to 1675 and encodes 541 amino acids. The transcript is spliced from 4 exons. The record is from RefSeq and is a predicted model, not a curated record.
ACAGACAACAUAUGCGCUGCCGUCCAGAAUCUACACGAGUUUUUGGAACAUGUAUUUCAUCUUGAUUCUUCUCCUUUCUGUUUCUUAUGCCUCCGCCCCUGAUCCUCCUCCUCUGACCUAUGCCUGUCGAUCAGCAAAUGUUAAAGAAUGCCAUAAACUGCCCUUUGUACCAGGUCAUACUCUUCUGGGCGAGGGACUCGAUGUUGUGACAAUGAAGAAGAAAGGAUCCUAUCUGUUUAAUCUACAGAGAUUUAUCACGGGCGAGAAGACCUGCACUGUCUGUAGUAACCCCUACAUGGAGAAAGCCUGGCAGAAGCUUCCAUUGGGAGUGGUGGAUUGGAUGCCCAAGUCAAUGUGUUCCAAGAAGAUCAGCGGGGAGACCUCUCGAUCUACCAGUUCACUGGCCGAAGAGUCUGCAUCGAGUAUUGAGAAUAACUGGGAGGCGGGGCUAGAGAUCCAUCAUAAAGCGGGAGAUGCCAAGAUGGUGUUGGCCGGAUCUCAGUCCCAGCUGGCACAGUUUGGUCAGACUAAGAGCAGUGGAGACCGGUACACCUUCAUGAAGCAUCAGCUGAACUGCAUCUACUAUGGGCUCCGACUAUCACAGUCACAUAUGCCACCACUGAGCCGUCAUUUUUCCAAAAACUUAAAGUCCCUGCCGGCUACGUAUGACACAACAACCCAAGAGAAAUACAGACACCUCAUAACCACUUAUGGAACCCAUUAUAUCAGCCAAGCCAACGUGGGUGGUGAAGCUCAACAGGUGACUGCAGUGCGGACGUGCCACGCCACGGUGGAUGGGUUGUCCUUAGAUGAGCUGAAGGAUUGUCUGAGCAUGGAGGCUUCAGCUGCCAUCACCGGAAAAGUAGAAGUUAAUGCCAAAACCAGUGCCUGCAAGGAGCUAAGCAGUAAGUCCAACCACGGAGAAAGCUUCCACCAGACAUAUAAUGAAAGGAUCUGGAAGGUCUCUGGGGGGGCAAUUACUUACGAUCUCCUUUCAUUUGACACAAAAAAUAGCGACAGUGCUGCCACCUUCGAGAAAUGGAUGGACACCCUCAAGACAGACCCUGAUAUUGUGUCCUAUUCCCUGGAGCCUAUCCACAACCUUGUCAAAGAACCGAAACGAGAGAACCUUAAGAAGGCUCUAAGGGACUAUAUCAUGGAGAAAGCUCUCCGGCAGAACUGCUCCUGUCCAUCUGGUUCCGUGCUGAGUCCCGGUGCAGAGUGUUCUUGUGUCUGCCAAGGAAAUGACCACCUCAACUCGAACUGCUGUCCCUCUAAAAAAGGAUUCGCUAAAUUGGUGGUGACUAUAGAAAGGGCUGAAAAUCUUUGGGGUGACUACACAACUAAGACUGAUGCCUAUGUGAAAGUGAGUUACGGUAAAACCAAUUCUGGGACCUCAACUAUAUGGAACAACGAUAAUCCAACGUGGAACUUACGGUUGGACCUGGGGACCUUGGAGCUCAGCUCCGCCCCGUUACUGAAGGUUGAAGUUUGGGAUGAAGAUAACAAAUACGACGAUGAUCUUCUUGGAUCCUGCACAAAAAAUGUCAACAGUGGAGUAAAGGCCGAGGUCUGCUAUCUGGAUCAUGGAAGUGUGAGCUUUACGGUGAGUGCCGGGUGUAUCCCUCACCUUACAGGCCACCUCUGCAGGGAGUACGCGGCCUCCACCAACUAAGAAUCCAUGGAUCCAAUGGAAAGACAAACGUCAACUACUUUAAUUCACCUCCUGAUACUACCUGCAUAUCUCAACUUUGCCUUAAAGGGGUACUCCGCCCCUAGACGUCUUAUCCCCUAUCCUUUGGAUAGGGGAUAACAUGUCUGAUCAUGGGGUUCCUGCCUCUAGGACCCCUGCAAUC